AUGAAGGUCAUGAGAGAAACUCAUGAAGGAAUCUGUGGAGCUCACCAAGGAGGAAGAAAGAUAUGCUGGUUAAUUAGAAGGUAUGGCUACUUCUGGCCAACCAUGAUGAAAGAUUGCAUUGACUAUUCCAAGGGAUGUGAGACUUGUCAAAGGCACGGCCCAAUCCAGCAGGCUCCUUCAUUUCCCAUGAAUCUAGUGGUAAAGUCAUGGCCUUUCAGAGGAUGGGCAAUGGAUCUUAUUGGUAAGAUUUAUCCAGCUAGUAGCAAACAACACUGUUUUAUCAUUGUAGCUAUAGACUAUUUCACCAAAUGGGUGGUUAAAUCCACUACAUCUCAGGAGAUCAUCACUUUCAUAGAAGAGCAGAUGAUACGAAGGUUUGGCAUUCCGGAAUCAAUCACAACUGACAGGGGAUCUUCUUUCAUAUCUGGAGAAAUGCUAGAUAUGGCAGAGGCAUUCAAAUUUAAGCUACUCCAAUCCACCCCUUACUAUGCUCAAACUAAUGGACAGGCAGAAUCAAGUAACAAGGUGAUCAUCAACAUUAUCAGAAAACUGGUUGAGAAAAAUCCAAAGCAGUGGCAUGAGAAGUUAUCAGAAACUCUAUGGUCAUACAGGACUUCAAAAAGAGAGGCAACUGGCAUGACCCCUUAUGCUCUGACUUAUGGCCAUGAUGCAAUUCUGCCUAUGGAGAUAGCAGUCCAGUCUCUUAGAAUUACUCAUCAACACAAUUUGAUUGGAGAAGACUACUCUCAAGCCAUGCUGCUAGAACUGGAAGGAUUGGAUGCAAGUAGGAUUGAUACCCUCAACAAACUCUUAGCAAGAAAGCAAGCUGUAUCAAGGGCCUACAAUAAAAGAGUUAAAAACAAGAGUUUUGAAGAAGGAGAGAUAGUUUGGAAAGCAGUUCUGCCCCUUGGAACAUACAUGGGAAAGUCCUUUCAUAAUUAA
This is a messenger RNA of Prunus armeniaca (apricot), 942 nucleotides long. Lineage: Eukaryota; Viridiplantae; Streptophyta; Magnoliopsida; Rosales; Rosaceae. The record is from the annotation of a GenBank genome assembly.